AUGGGGGCCGAGACCGUGAGGAAGGGGGAGUGUGGGGCGCGGCAAGGGAUGAAUUUGCAGAGCGAGGGGCCCGCUGCCCGCUCCCGGCCUUCGGAGCUCAGGUUCCCCGUGGUUUUAGCCACCGAGGGACUGACCCCUGGUCCCCGGCUCCGCUGCACAGGUCGGAGAUUUCGUCUGCACACGGAAUGGGGAGUCCUCCACCAGCACCUGAAGCGCCCCGAGCAGGCCGUGAGGUGCAUCGCGGAAGGGCUGGCGGACCCGGACGUACGGACCGGACACCGCCUGUCGCUGUACCAGAGGGCCGUGCGCCUGAGAGAGUCCCCGAGCUGUCACAGGGUCAGGCACCUCUUCCGCCAGCUGCCGGAAGUGACCGUGGACGACGUGAAGCACGUGACCAUCUCGGGCCGGCUGUGCCCGCAGCACGGGAUGGGCAAGUCCGUGUUUGUGAUGGAGGCCGGGGGGCCCGCCCCGGCCACCGCCCUGUGCUCCGUGGAAGAGCUGGCCCUGGACCAUUACCGACGCAGUGGCUUCGACCGAGGCAUCCACGGGGAAGGGUCCACCUUCACCACGCUGUACGGCCUCCUCCUGUGGGACGUCAUCUUCAUGGACGGGGUGCCCGACGCCUUCAGGAACGCCUACCAGGCGCUCCCGCUGGACCUCUGCACGGACAGCUUCUUCGCCAGCAGGCGGCCGGCCAUCGAGGCCCGGCUGCAGCUGAUCCACCACGCCCCGGCCGAGAGCCUGCGGGCCUGGGUGGCCGCCACGUGGCAGGCCCAGCACGGCCGAGCGGCUUCCAUCGUCAGCUGGGACCGCUUCGCAUCUCUGCAGCAGGCGCAGGACCUCGUCUCCUGCCUGGGGGGCCGCGUCCUCAGCGGCGUGUGCCGGCGUCUGGCCACAGACUUCCGCCACUGCCGGGGGGGCCUCCCGGACCUGGUCGUGUGGAGCUCCCGGGACCGCCGCUUCAAGCUGGUGGAAGUGAAGGGCCCCAGUGACCGGCUGUCACACAAGCAGAUGACCUGGCUGCACGAGCUGCAGAAGCUGGGGGCGGACGUGGAAGUCUGCCACGUGGCUGCGGUUGGCGCCAAGAGCAAAAGCGUGGCCUAGGCCGGCGCUGGGGACCUCUCGUCAGACGCGCGUCUGAGGUUCUCAAAGCAUCGAUUACGUUUUAUUUAGUUUGGACUUUGUUAUCGUCACUAAUAAAGCGGACAGUAAACUCGG
This is a messenger RNA of Pteropus alecto (black flying fox), 1218 nucleotides long. RefSeq names its product FANCD2 and FANCI associated nuclease 1 (gene FAN1). The coding region runs from base 1 to 1104 and encodes 367 amino acids. NCBI's taxonomy places the organism in Eukaryota, Metazoa, Chordata, Mammalia, Chiroptera, Pteropodidae. Gene Ontology annotation, molecular function: 5'-flap endonuclease activity; 5'-3' exonuclease activity; flap-structured DNA binding. Gene Ontology annotation, cellular component: nucleus. The transcript is spliced from 8 exons. The record is from RefSeq and is a predicted model, not a curated record. Gene Ontology annotation, biological process: interstrand cross-link repair.